Molecule: messenger RNA, 8257 nt
Organism: Rhopilema esculentum
Lineage: Eukaryota; Metazoa; Cnidaria; Scyphozoa; Rhizostomeae; Rhizostomatidae
Source: RefSeq, a predicted model, not a curated record
CGGAAUCAGCUGUGUGUGAUGUCAUUUGUGGUUCAGACGUGAGUUAUACUAGCAAAGGAAUGUAGCGCUCAUGCGGAAGGGGAUCGUUGAGAAGGAGACUAAAAGUUCGAUAUGAGGAUUCUUCGUAUAAUGCAUUUUUAACAUGAAACUCUUUACAACCUUCCAAGUGAUUUUAUUGGCAAAUCUUGUAGUUGAAGCAUAUGCUUUUUUUGACGACUUUUUGUCGAUUGAGCUUGACAAAUGCAAACCCAGACUGAGACCAAAAGUUUGGCGCAGGCUUUGCCGCCAUGUGAGGACGUGCGAGAAUGAUAAGUUCUGUGGAAAAGGGGAGCAAUGUUUGUGUGAUGAAGACUGUGGACAAGUUUGCAAGGAUCUUGCAUUAUCAUCUUGUCCAACUGUAUCCACCUGCCAGAAUGGAGGAACAUGUACUGUAGUAAAUGGAACAGCAACUUGCAGCUGCACACCUCAGUGGACUGGGGCGAGAUGUGACCAGCCUGUUGAUCGUUGUGCUGAUAAACCCUGCAAAAAUGGAGGGACUUGUAUUCUAUUUCAUUAUUCGCCUUAUUAUAUAUGCUCAUGUGCUGGCGGGUGGAAGGGAGAAAACUGUACGGUCAAUCAUGAUGACUGCAGUCCAAACCCCUGCCAAAACAAUGGAACCUGUAUUGAUGGGAUUGGAAAGUACGAAUGUAGCUGUAAAACAGGAUUUACAGGUUUAACAUGCAGCUAUAGAGACAGUUGUCAAUCUGGACCCUGUGGCAUCCAUGCACGUUGUGAAGUGGAUGCCUACGGUCAAUAUUCUUGCAUUUGUCACAGUGGCUAUAACGGUACCAAUUGUGAUCAAGAUAUAAACGAAUGCUACCCAAACAAUGGCCCAUGCGGACAUGGGACAUGUGUGAACACAAAUGGCUCAUAUUACUGCAACUGUAAAGUUGGAUACACUGGGCGAAGAUGUGAAAUUUUAAUAAACGAGUGUAACUCGGCACCAUGCGUCCAUGGCACCUGUAUAGAUGACAUUGGAAAAUAUACUUGCUCCUGUAAGCCAGGAUACACUGGAGUAAAUUGUGAGAGUGAAGUCAACGAGUGCUUGUCAAGCCCGUGCAAGAAUGGCCAGUGUAUUGACAAAAUCAAUGGUUUCCAGUGUAAAUGUCAGUGGGGAUACACUGGUGCAACCUGCGACACAAAUAUAAACUACUGUGCCAUAAACCCCUGUCAAAACAAUGGCACGUGCAUUGAUGGACUUGAUCGAUAUACCUGUCGAUGUUUGCCAGGUUACACAGGGCUUGACUGUGAAAACGAAAUCAACGAGUGUGCGUCAAACCCUUGUGUCCAUGGCAGCUGUUUAGACCGUGUGAACGAAUACUUGUGUGUAUGCCCAAGUCAGUACACUGGUACUAACUGUAAUAUCGAUGUAAAAGAAUGUGACACGAACCCAUGUAAAAACGAUGCAAAUUGUAUCGAACUUAUCGGAGGUUAUAAUUGCAGCUGUAAACCUGGAUUUACAGGUGUCAACUGUGAGAUAAACAUCAACGAAUGUGCCUCCAAUCCGUGCUUACAAGGCUCAAGAUGCACAGAUGGUAUAAACAGUUUCGUUUGCGAAUGUAAACUUGGAUACACUGGCAAAAUUUGUGAAACACAGAUCAACGAAUGCCUGUCUAAUCCCUGCAUGAAUGGUGCAACGUGCUUUGACCGACUGGGAUUUUAUGACUGCACAUGCGCACCGGGCUACACUGGAAAGCGUUGUGAAACAAGAAACGAUAACUGCAUAUACAACCAGUGCCAAAACGGUGGAACUUGUCAAAGCAACCCGACAGGGUAUACUUGUACGUGCCCGUCAGGGUAUUCAGGGACAUUCUGCGAAAAUAAUAUCAACGAAUGCACGCCAAACCCCUGUGUGCAUGGCAACUGCACUGAUCUGGCCUAUGAUUAUCAUUGUAUUUGUAAAGAUGGCUAUACCGGCAAGAAUUGCACCAAAGAUGUGGACGAUUGCUAUAUAGGGGCUUGCUUCAAUAAUGGACAGUGCAUAGAUGGCAUCAACACGUUCCGGUGCAUCUGCCCUGUUGGUUACACUGGCAAGCAGUGUAGCAAGGAAAUAGAUGAAUGCAGUCUGAGACCCUGCCAGAAUGGUGGAAAAUGCCACGACAAAAUUGGCAGUUAUGUCUGUGAAUGUCCCUUCGGUUUCACGGGAACUAAUUGCGAAUCUUACGUUAACUGGUGCAGUCAGGGUAUAUGCCAGAAUGGAGCCACCUGCUCCCAAGUUGGUGCCAAUUUUUCAUGUAGCUGUAGCAAUGGAUGGACAGGAGCGAUUUGUGAUGUACCAAAAAUAUCUUGUGCUCAAGCACAAGCGAGAGGACUAGGCUGUCAUAAUGGCGGUACAUGUGUAAAUACCACUUAUGGGCAUUUCUGUAGGUGUGCGUCAGGAUAUACUGGAUCGCACUGCCAGAUUAACAUUAAUGAAUGUGCCUCCCAUCCAUGUUACCAUGGAGGGACAUGCAAAGAUCUGUUGAAUGGAUACUCAUGCACAUGUCGAAGUGGGUUCUCAGGGCCUAACUGCAACGUACGUAUCGACGAAUGCACUUCAAGGCCAUGCAUGAAUGGUGGUACGUGCGAAGAUGUUGUCAAUGGUUACAUAUGUAGAUGCCCAACAGGUUUUGAAGGGCCAAACUGUGAACGAAGACAUAAUUACUGUCAUAAAGGUGCAUGUUACAAUAAUGGAAUUUGCAUGUCUGGCACCAACUGGUACCGCUGCACAUGUCCUGUUGGAUAUACUGGUCCACGUUGUGAGACUGAUUUUAACGAAUGUCUACAAGGUCGUUGUUAUGAAUAUGGCACAAAGCAGUGUAUUAACACUCCAGGUAGUUAUGCCUGUAUUUGUAAAAGCGGUUUCGUUGGAGAAAACUGCGAAAUUAAUCAAGAUGACUGUUUGAGUGAACCUUGCUUGAACUCUGGAUAUUGUAUAGAUGGAAUAAACAAUUACACAUGCCACUGCCCCAGAGGUUACAGUGGAAGAAACUGCGAACGAGUUGUGCGCACCUGUAGUGACAACCCGUGCCAAAAUGCUGCCAAAUGCUCAAUGGUGGGCGACAAAUACAUGUGCCAUUGUAAGGUGGGGUUUGAAGGCACUCACUGCGAAUACAAUGAAGAUGCCUGCUUGUCCAGUCCCUGUGCUCAUGGCUCUUGCGUCGAUACAGCGGGUGGCUAUGAAUGCACAUGCAGACCCGGCUGGCGUGGGAAGAACUGCUCGGAAAGUCUCAACGAAUGCGCCUCGAAUCCAUGCUUAAACAACGGCAUAUGCUCUGUCUCUCUCAGAGGUUUUACAUGCAUGUGUAAAGCUGGAUUCACGGGAGAUCGAUGUGAAAAAGUAAAGGCUUCAAAUGGCACAUCCUGUCCCCACAGCGACUGUUCAACAAAGUUUGACGGUGGACAAUGCUUGGAGAAAUGUAACAACCAAGAGUGUCAGUGGGACGGAACGGACUGCACACUAAGCCGUGAUCCAUGGCUCAACUGCAGUGUUGUUGAUGUAGAAUGCUGGAAACACUUUGAUAAUGGCGUUUGUGAUAAAAAAUGUAACAAUUCCGGUUGCCUCUUCGAUGGUCACGACUGCUUCAGUAAUGUGGGCACUUGCAAGUAUCCAGUUUUUUGUGAAGCUACUUAUGGCAAUGGAAAAUGCGACGAAUAUUGCAACAACGAUGCCUGCGGUUAUGACAAUUUAGAAUGUGGAAGCAACAAGCAAAAAUUGCUACCUGGAAUUUUGAAAGUGGUGAUAAGUGCUUCUGAGGAGGAGGUGCGGCGCCUGGCAAGACUAUUUGUUCGUAACCUAAGCAUCAAACUGCGCACCCAUGUGUAUAUCCUCAAGGAUGAAAACAACAGGGACAGGAUUCGUGCCUUAACUAACGAUGUAACUUCGGCCAGAAAGCGCCGAGACGCCUCUUUGUUUGCUUUGAUAUCACACUCCAGGGUUAAAAGGCAGGCAGGCAAAAACAGAACGGAGAUACUGCUGGGUGUUGACAACCAAAAGUGUACGCAAGGAUGCUUUACUGAUGUAGACCUUAUCGCCAACUACAUUGGAGCAUUACAAUCGAAAGGAAAGUUGGAUUCGAACCUUCCAAUUUAUUCUGUCACAGGGGACAAGGCUAAAGUUGAAAAGGAACGAACUAAGGAGCCUCUGGCCCCACUCUGGAUCUUGCUUAUUUGCAUAAGUGUUCCAUUGCUGGCAUUUUCUGUCCUUGUUGGUGCUAAGAAGUGUUCCAGUCGUCUGUGGGUGCCACGUGGAUUUGUUCUUUCAAGUGGAUUGGAUCAGGGAAACCUGCCAAGCACAGACAGAUCCGAUCCAGUUGGCCAGGAAUAUAGCUUGAAGUCGUUGAAACCAGGUGAUCGUUCUUCUGCCGAGUCCAUAGCAUCAGCUGCUUGCUCUUGGAAUACACCUCCCAGUCCGUCGAGCAGCAUUCACGAUCAGAAACUGGUAUGCUUAGAACCGUCACUUGAAGGAUGUAAACAAAUCCACGACGACAGAACUUGGACAAGCCUACACAGAGAGGCGGCAGAUUCACGCCACUUGGGACUUACGCCACCGCAGGGCUCGUUUGCAUCUUCUGGUCGCUACCCAGAUAUCAAUGUGAGAGGACCUGGGGGUUUGACUCCGCUUCACGUAGCCGUUUGCCGUUCGACUGAUUUUAGGGAUAGCUAUGAUGAUGACAAGGACAGUGAGGAUAGUGCAGAAGGGGCUGUGGUCGAAAACUUGUUAUCCAACGGUGCCAAUCAUUCAGCUCGUACUGAUAUUCAAAGAGAGGCUCCAUUGCACUUGGCCGCAAGGCACGGAAACGUGGAAGGGCUGCGAAAACUCCUUGAAGGUGGUGCUGAUGCCAACGUGCGUGAUAUUCAUGGACGAAGUCCGUUGCAUUUGGCAGUAUCGGCAGAUGCUGUUGGAGCAUUAAGCGCAAACGAUAUACUUCUGAUUAAGCACCGAAGUACCAUAAUUGAUGCUCAGAGUUUCGAUGGAAGCACUCCGUUGAUGGAUGCUUGCAGGUUUGAAGUGAAUUCAAUGGUCGAAGAUCUUAUAAACACUGGAGCCAAAGUUAAUAUAACAGAUAAUCAAGGACGAACCGCAUUGCAUUGGGCCGUAUCUGUUGAUAAUGAAAUAGCGACGAUGAUAUUGACAAGGAACGGCACCAAAGUUGACGCUGCAGACAACAAGGGGCAAACUGCGUUAUACCUGGCUGCAAGGGAAGGAAGCUUGAAGUCUGCAAAGAUUCUUCUACUUAAUUUUGCCAACAGAAAUGCAGCAGACAACAUGGAUCAAUCUCCCAUUCAAAUUGCUCGGGAGCGAGGCCACCAUGAUAUUGUCGAGUUAAUAUCUGAUUGGACCAUAGGGGCUAACUCCCCUCCGAAAGUUCCAGGUCCCACUUCACCAGAGUCACAGAAAAGCCCGCAUAUUCACCAUGGCCACCCCACACCGCCGCGAAGUACAACUUCCCCGCCGAACAUGAUCCGACCAAAGAUUAACAAUAUAGCACCAAAGAUCCCAAGAUCUCAUAUACCAAGGUCUCACGCUCAUGCAGCCCACACACAAGCAAACACCCAGGGAUGUGCGCCAACUGUCACCGACAAAUGUCUCAACGGUGGUUCAAGGCGACCACCAAACAAGCGAAAGCGCAAGUCCUGUACCAAGGCUGCUCAGCACCCUCCAAGGGCCAAAAUUAAUGGAUAUGACAUGAAUUUGAAUGGUACAUCAGUAAAUGGGUACGCACCAAAUAUAUCUAUGUCACAUGCAUUAACCACAGCACCUACGCUGUCACCACCACGUGCAGAGGUUCCACCAAAUCGCCUUGUUAAAGUGCCUGUUGAGCGACACUCGGGUCAUGGAAACAGAGGUUCUCUUCCUGAACUUUCGGAAAAAGAUAUAAUGGAGGGCCUGUCGUUGUUUGCAACACAUGGUUGUUUGGAAGACUUUCCGCCUAACUGGGAUAACGAGGAGACUGCCUUAAACCCCCAGGCUCAUCAUCAAAGUGUCCCGAACAUAAAUGGGAACGAUUCUUUAAGCAUAAGUGCUUCACUACCAAACUCGUCCAUAAGGCUUAAUGACGUUAAUAUGCAAAUUGUCUCACACAAUAAUGGUGCUAGACCAAAGUUUCCUCGAAGCAGUGACAACGAUCCAAUGUCUGCAAACCAUUAUCUACACAUGAUGUCAUCAGGUGAUAAUACGUGCGGGACGGAAGCAAUAACGUAUUCACAUGAUAUGCAGUUGCAUAUGUCAAACGAUUUUGAGUAUGGACCCUGUAGAGAUACUCAUUUACAAAGACAAUUGCACCCAGAAGGGGUGUCGUUCUUGCAGCAGUUCCCCACUCCCCCAUCAACGCACUCAAGUGCAUAUGUUUCAUCUCCCGGCAAAAGUAUAUCACCGCAAGACGGUAACGUGGCAGCUAGUUUCUUGACGCCGUCUCCUGAUUCACCCAAGCGCAGUCCAGGGGGCUGGUCCACGUCUCCACAGUCAUCUUCAGAAUCUUCAGUCUGUUAAGUGGUUAGACAGCUAGGCAAUACUGUCUAUAUGCGAGGGGAGCGAACUGCAGACAGUCUCAGUGGGAUCUUGCAGCCAAUGCUUCUGUAUCCAUAUACAAUAGAAGACAUGUGCUGCUGUGCAGCUUAAUGUUGAACGUUUUAAGACGUUCCAAGUUAUUUGUACGAUUUCAUUUUGUUGUGAAUCUCACAAAAAACGAUUGGUCUUAUUGAACUAUUGGAAAGUUGAAGACCAGCCUGCUUUGCAAGUCAGGAUUUCUUCUGAUAUUCACAAGGAGAACAAUUUGAUAUGAGACUGAAUACAAUGUAUAUAGUUAUUUUGUCGUUGCUCAUAUAAUUUGACAUCCAGCUAUGUUAGACAAAGGAGUAGUUCGUCACUGCCAUAACACAGAAGUGUCCAUUUGGUCAGUGAAUUGAAUAUUGCUUUUGAUUGUAGUGCUACAAUGUUCUCACACAAUGCUCCAUUAAAAUGCCUGAUAAUGUGGCCCCAUUCACACUGGCAUCAGGACAGCUGAAUCCGUUUCCCCAAUAUUCUUCUUUCGCUGAAUGUUCAUCAGAGACCACUAAGUGCCUUACAAUGUCAUAAACUGGCAUUUAAGGUUUGAAUAUUCCCAGAUGUCGUCUUGAACGUAAAUUUCGUUCUGUCUUCCUAGAAGACACCAACAUAUUGGUAGCGCCUUGAUUGUAAGUAUAAAAAUAUAAGACAGCGUUCUAGAGAGGAAAUUGCCCUUAGCUGGGAUUAUGCAGAAGUUAUAACUCAGGAAACUGACGACUUCACCAUUACAGGAGCCUGGAAAUAGAGUGACGUAUUAUAAGAAUUUAUUAGGUUUGUGCAUGUAAAUUGUAUAAAGAUAUAUAUCGAGUUUUAUGUUGAUUUAGGACGUUUUGUUGAAGUAGUUCAGUUGAUUUAACUAUAAGACUAUAUCAUAUUAACAUAAAAUCAAUUAAUUUUUAAUAACUCAUGUGCCUCUUCGCUUCAUCGAAGCUUUUUGUAGCUGCAAUUUAUGUUGUAAAUGAUUUGUUGUUUUAGAUUGAAACUUCGCAUGUUUUGAUUCAGACUAAUCAGUUUUUAGAUCAUAAUUAUAUGUAAUCAUUUUUUACCUUUUGAUAACUUAACUGAUUCGCAUUACAUUAAUACCCCAUUCCUAGCAUCUGAGCCACAUUCAAACUUUUCACUUUAUGAUUUUUAAAUACGAUAAAUAUAAUGUAUAUUUUAUGACAACCAGGAACCAACUAGAUUCCUAAUAUUUUUGUGAUGCCUUUCGUAUGUUUCCACAGUUCUACGGGUUAGACUCAUCUGCUUCCUUAUACAAUAAGCUCUACUGUUUUUGUUUAAUUUCGCCAAAUCAAAGCCAUCCACACAAAAUGAAAAAUCUUUACCCGGAGGAGGCAGCUGUGUAACUCAAUAAUUCCAAAAUCAAAUCCAAGUGCUGCUCUUUAUUGUUUCUUUAAGAUGCCUGACAACAGUAGCUUCCAGUUUAAGAUAAAGCAGAAGUUUUCAUUUACUUUUCUGAGGUUUUGUGUAGCAAUAACAGUGAUCUGGAAAUUAUACUUUUCGAUAGCCAUACGGAAUAUACAGACGAAUGCACUCCCGCCCCAGUGUUUUUUUGUACUCCAGUCUAUUGUAUUUCAGUUUUCUUGACGCUUAUGUAAUGUUUCAUAACUGCAGUCAAAUUUAGAAUUAAUUUUGCGUAAAUUUCGUAUUGUAUUUUUGUAGAAAAAUACCAAGGAGCACGAAAAAUGGAAA